Molecule: messenger RNA, 651 nt
Organism: Aureobasidium melanogenum CBS 110374
Lineage: Eukaryota; Fungi; Ascomycota; Dothideomycetes; Dothideales; Saccotheciaceae
Product: 2, 3 cyclic phosphodiesterase
Exons: 2
Coding region: 1-651 (216 amino acids)
Biological process (GO): cyclic nucleotide metabolic process
Molecular function (GO): 2',3'-cyclic-nucleotide 3'-phosphodiesterase activity
Source: RefSeq, a predicted model, not a curated record
AUGCCCGGUGCAUCUCUUUGGAUCAUCCCACCCAAGGACAGCUCUUUCUCCAAAGCUCUCCAGACCCUCAUAUCCUCAACGAUACCCCCUCACUUCCCAAACACAAAGACUCAUGACUUCAUCCCUCAUGUUACCAUAACCUCAAAUAUCGAUCAGUCCCUCUAUGGCUCUGACCCUCAAGCCUGGCUGGGAGGUCUCCAUCUACCUUCUGGCGACCAGCACGACCCUGUCUUCGUCACUGUAGAUCUGCUCGAACCUGGCGAUGCCUUCGUCAAGAAGUUGACAUUGAGAGCCGGCAAAAGUACUCAAUUGCUACAGCUAGCUUCCGCUUGCCGUGCAGAGGCUGUUGAAGGAGGUGACCAGAAGAAGGCCGAGAAUUGGGCUCGUGACGAAUAUCUGCCUCAUCUCUCGCUCAUGUACGCCGAUCUCCCCAAGGCUGAGGUUGAAAAACUCGUCCCGGAGAUACAAGAGGAUUGCCGCAAGGCUGGCCGCAGUGUUGAAGCACAUGAUGACGGUUCUGUCGCCAUUGGAGGCAACAUUAUCUUGGUCGAUACAAGCAAGCCCAUCGAUCAAUGGCAUCCCAUCGCUACAAGAGCCUUACCCUACAUCAAAUGGGAAUGGCCAUGGUCAAAGUCGAGAUUCGAUGAUUAA